AUGGCCGUGGAACACGAUCCAACCAAGAUCUGGACUACGCUGCUCUCUAACCGAGCCUAUCUGGCCGGGACGCUGGUCCUUGAUCAUACUCUGCGCAAGACGGGGUCGCGAUAUCAGUUCAAGGUCAUGGUGCCCCAUGACGUAGCGGCAGAUCUGGAAUUCAUGCGCGUCCUUGAAGCAGCUCACAUACCAGCAAUCCUCGUGGACAACUUGCAACCCGCGCCCAGGGACGGCAAGGUCAACAAGGGCACCUGGGGAAAGCUUGCACCGUGGGGGUUGACCGAGUAUGAGCGCAUCGUGCUUCUGGACAGCGACCAAAUAAUACUCAAAAACAUAGACGACCUGAUGACGUUGCCUCUUCCUGAAGGAUUCGUUGCGGCAAGUCACGCGUGCACUUGCAACCCGCGCAAACUCGCACAUUUUCCCAAAGAUUGGAUCCCCGAGAACUGCGGCUUCACAGCCACAGACAAGGCCACCGGUGAACCGCCGGUCCUCACCGAUGACAGUCCCAGAACGCACCACCUGCUCAACAGCGGAGUCGUGGUCCUCCGGCCUUCGCAAAAGGAGUAUGAGGCGCUGCUGGACGCCAUGAACACGCACCCGGACGUGCCCAGCAUGACCUUUGUCGAGCAGGAUCUUCUGGCCGUGGUGUACCGCAAGAAAUGGAAGCGGCUGCCCUACACGUACAACGCGCUCAAGCCCAUGCGAGCUUGCCACAGCGACCUCUGGCGGGACGAGGAUGUCAAGGUGCUGCAUUACAUCCUCAACAAGCCCUGGCAGAGCAGGACGUACGACGCUGAGGACACGGUAGAGUCGACGCACAAGCUGUGGUGGGACGCAUAUGCCGAGGUCGAGAAGGAGUGGAUCGAGAGCCCGGACGAGGCUAAGCGCGGGCUGUGGCAGAGCGUUGUCGUACCUGUCGUUGCGCAAGCGUGA
Canariomyces notabilis is the source of this 936-nucleotide messenger RNA. RefSeq names its product glycosyltransferase family 8 protein. Gene Ontology annotation, molecular function: glycosyltransferase activity. Lineage: Eukaryota; Fungi; Ascomycota; Sordariomycetes; Sordariales; Chaetomiaceae. The record is from RefSeq and is a predicted model, not a curated record. The transcript has 3 exons. Bases 1 to 936 code for a protein of 311 amino acids.